This is a messenger RNA of Coregonus clupeaformis (lake whitefish), 2903 nucleotides long. Its product is annotated as forkhead box protein G1-like. Bases 277 to 1548 code for a protein of 423 amino acids. Gene Ontology annotation, molecular function: DNA-binding transcription factor activity; sequence-specific double-stranded DNA binding. Gene Ontology annotation, cellular component: nucleus. Gene Ontology annotation, biological process: regulation of transcription by RNA polymerase II. Lineage: Eukaryota; Metazoa; Chordata; Actinopteri; Salmoniformes; Salmonidae. The transcript has a single exon. The record is from RefSeq and is a predicted model, not a curated record.
AGGCGGUCCCAGAGUGCGAGACGCAGCUGAGAGAGUUGAGUUUCACGCUCCUCGGAAGUGUUAUAAUUGAACCUGGGAGUUCAUCGCACUAAUCUAAUCGCAAAGUUUGUAGUAUACGGCUUGUGUGACUAUGCGUGUUUGCAUCAGGAUUGUUGAGCAGGAGUUUAUGCACGAGUGGCGCAUUUUGUCUUUGGCACCCCAAGAAGACGUGCGUAUUAUUUUGUGGAUUUAGACAUUCCUUCUCUUCAGACUGCCAGACACCGUGGGAAGUUGAACAUGGAUUUGAAAGCCCCCGUCAGAUUUUUCCACAAGUCUUCAUUCAACAUCAGCAGCCUGCUGUUUCGACGAGAGGGAGUGAUGAGUGAUGACGGCACCGCGCUGGAUGGGACCCUUUCCAGAAAACACAUUUAUUCUGGGCCAUCUACUAGGCCUAAAGAAGUUUGUGCUCAAGAUGGAAAAUAUGAUCUACAUAGAGACAAAAACUGUGAUAAUAAAGAGUACUCAGCGAAAGAGGACGAACGAGUCUCCAGAAACGGAGAAAGGGAAGACGGAGCAGAUACAGAGGGAGUGGGAGAGGUGAAGACAUGUGUAGUAGUAGAGGGAAAAGGUAAACCGGAGAAACCUCCUUUCAGCUAUAACGCACUGAUAAUGAUGGCUAUUCGCCAGAGCCCGGAGCGAAGACUUACCCUCAACGGCAUUUACGAGUUCAUCAUGAAUAACUUCCCUUACUAUCGAGAAAAUAGGCAAGGAUGGCAGAAUUCAAUCCGACAUAACCUGAGUUUGAACAAGUGCUUUCUCAAAGUACCUCGCCAUUAUGAUGACCCAGGCAAAGGCAACUACUGGAUGCUUGACCCUUCAAGCGAGGACGUGUUCAUAGGGGGCACAACAGGUAAACUCCGGCGCCGUUCCACGGCGGGCACCCGGGCAAAGCUGGCAAUAAAACGGAGUGCCCGUUUGACCUCCACCACUGCCGCCGGGCUGGCGUUCACUGGGUCCUUUUAUUGGCCGGUGCCAUCGUUUCUAAACCUUCAACCUCCUGCGCACUCACACCCGGGCACAGGGUCAUAUGUAGGGCCCCAUCACUCCAACUAUGCCACCUCGAUCUUUUCUCAACGGUCACACCACAUGAGUGCCAUAAAUGCUGGAGCAGACCGACUCCUCCAAACAAACCAAGAGUCGUCUUAUUUUGACAUGGGUGCAGGCGUGCAAUACCGUCGCCAUCACCAAAUGAGCGCAGCCACAAUAUUCACCUCUUCGUCGUUGCCAUGCACUUUGUCUCCUCCAAACCCUUGUUGCUUUAACCUGCUCUCUGGACAAGCGAGUUCUUUUUAUUCGCAUCACCAGGUACCCCACCCGGCGACAUUCAAUACAUGGUGCCAGGAGGAGUACCCCUCAUCCACGGCAUCUCCAGCCGGACACAUUUACUCCAGAAAAAACGGACCAUCGGAUUGCUUGGGGAGUUUGUGCGCGGAGUUCCCUAAUUAUUUUCCUCCAAGCAGCCCCACGAGCUCCCUCAACACCAAUCUUUCUUGGGAUGCAGGGAAAUGACCACCUUUAAUUCUCUAUUAAAUUAAAAACCUGUUUCUCUUUAUGGAUUAUAUCUGUCUACUAAUGCUGCGAAAUUGAUUCAAAUAAUGUAUGUGAGUUUGCUAUUUCCCAAAUAGGCCUAUCUGUCUUUGGAAAUAUAUUUUUUAAUUUAAUCAUCCGUUUUUAAAUAAUUGCCAAUCACGCUUUAUUGUCCAAUUUCAUCUAAACGUAUCACUAAAAACGCCACUCACCAUUUUUUCUUCUUCAGUGCAAUAACCUAUAAUAAUGUUGUAUUAUUUCACGACAAAUUAAUGGUCAAUAUUUCUGGUGCAUUCAGAUCAUUAAAAAAAAUCUAUAUUCCUUUGAUAACAUUUCUUAGUAUUUUAUUUUGUAUUUUAAUACAUCACAAGAUGAGAGAGAGAUUGAGAAAAUGAUGCUGUAUUUUAAUUAUUGCAGUAAGAUAGUUUCAUAAGGAUGAAUAAUGUCGUUAAAAUAACAAACUAUUUGGUAUCUGUUAAACUAAUUAACAGGGUCUAGGUUGUUAUUGCGAGAUUUUGCAUCACCUUUUAGGCUACUUUUACACACAGGCUAAACUCUCUCUCUGAAGUUUGUAUUCGUAUUUUUUCGUUCUUGGUGUUAUAACGUUUUGCGAUUGUUAGGCCUAGUUCUUAGGGAUGUAGGCUAUAUGAAACAUUAACUAUUUUUAAAAAUAAAAUAAUGAAAGUAUCUUGUCCAACAGUGUUCAAUGGGUGCUCUCAAGAUAUCUGUAGAAAAGUGGUGAUAUAGUCUAUUUAUAUUAAUAUAACAUAUCUUCUGACAACUGGAUGUGCUUUAACAAUUCACUGUUAUUAACUUAAACAUGAAAGAACAAUUGUCUUCUUAAAUAUAUCAAUCUUAUUGCUUGAGGAAGGCUGUGUGUAAUUAAUGGUUUGCCCUUUAAAAACCAAAUCUUUGGUCAUGUCUGAAAAGGUAUUGGAAAUAUAGUAUUUACUCUGAUGCUAUUAAAUUAAUGUAUACAUUACAGACAAAAAUCAAUAAUUAUUUUGAUGCUCCUGGAUUAUAAGUAAAAGUUCCUUUUAAAAAUAUUUAGGCUAAGAUUUUUCUCUCCAUCUGCACUAGCCUAUUACCUCAAAAUCAAAACUGUAGUGAUUGUCUCCAUUUAUAUUUGUAAUUGUAUCUCAAUUGUCUCGAUACUCAAUAUGAACACAAUGCUGUGUUAUGCACUUCCUACAUUUUAGAAUAGAACUACACUAAAUAUGCUUUGAGAAAUGAUUCAUCCCAGAGGUGGUGACUGUAGGUCUUGCAUGAUUUGUACUGUAUCUGCACUAGCUAUUUUUGUUAUCUUUUUCCCUUUAAAGUCUGAAAAGGUUGUGUAA